Molecule: messenger RNA, 2868 nt
Organism: Protopterus annectens (West African lungfish)
Lineage: Eukaryota; Metazoa; Chordata; Ceratodontiformes; Protopteridae
Gene: BCL2L13
Product: BCL2 like 13
Exons: 7
Coding region: 173-1714 (513 amino acids)
Biological process (GO): apoptotic process; regulation of apoptotic process
Cellular component (GO): mitochondrion
Source: RefSeq, a predicted model, not a curated record
CCUUUAACCUAUGAUGUUCUGUAACCUGUCAUGGCUGCCGCUCUAAAUUAAGAACUUGGUAAGGAGUUACAGUGUAGGCUCUGACCCUGAGCAUCCUGAAAGGAGGCAGACAUUGAGGGGGGAGUCUGAACUGUGUGGGUUUCUAAUAUUGUGAAGACUAGAGGAGAACUAAAUGGCCUCUGCUGCUUCUGCUGUGCCUAUAGGAUUUCACUAUGAAACAAACUACGUUGUCCUCAGUUACCUGGGACUUCUGUCUCAGGAGAAACUGAAGGAGCCACACUCCAUGCAGGAGGCAGAGCCUCCAAUUCUGUUGGCAAUGGACAAGGAAGCAGCAGAGAAGUUGAAAGAGGAAAUCAAAGCUGAACUAAAACACCUAGAAGACGACAUUUCUGAAGCUUUUUCCAGUACAGGUUUCGAGUGUAACACUUCUCCAGUGUUUAGUCCUGCUGACUCUGAAACUUCAGUUGAAGACUGCUUAUCUCACCUUGGAAAUAGAAUACUACAGGAACAUAAACAUGAUCUGUUUGUUGCCCUACAGAGUCUGCUCAACAAAGAACUGAAUUAUGAAGAUUACAGAGAAAAGGUACACAGCAUUGCCUCCCAUUUAAGUGGCUGGUAUAAGGUAUUGGUACCUCUUGUCCUGCUGCAAUUACUACUGAAUGAGUUAGUCAGGCAAAACCAGCAGCCCCUAAAAACACUCCUGAAGUUUGGUGUGCAAUAUAUUGAAGAUGUAGAUGCAGAUUAUAUUAUCCAGCAAGGAGGAUGGGGUACUUUAUUUAGUGUGGAAACAGAAGAAGAGGAACAGCAAGGGAUCAUUGCAGAAGACAGUAAUGAUAUCUAUAUACUGACCAGUGAAAACUCAGGACAGUUGAGUCCACCUGAAUUGUUAUCAGGGACCUCUUCCUGGCAAGCAGAAAGUUUACCUGUCUCCCUUUCAGCUAGUCAGAGUUGGCACACUGAAAGCCUACCUGUCUCUCUUGGACCUGAGUCGUGGCAGCAAGUAGUCAUGGAUCGUGAAGAGGUGAAGAGUGAAGACAGCAAUGAAGGAGGGGAAGAGAGAAGUGAAAACAACUCCUCAAAUUCAGACAUUGUUCAUGUGGAAAAAGAAGAAAUAACUGAGGAGGAAGUGGCAGAAGAAGCUCCAGGCAUGGAGGAACAGGAAAUGUCAAUUAGCAGCAUUUCUAUCACCGAGGAACUGACUGCAACAGUUCUGCCAGUACAACAGAGCCAGGCAACUACUGAGGAUUUGAAGGCAGAAGGACCAAGUCCUAUACCUUCUGUCAUGCCCAAAACUCUUCCAGAGGAGCAACUAGGAAUGUCACUUCAGGAGCAAGUGAAAGCUAUUAAAAUUGAGGAACCUGUGGUAUCUACAUUUAGCACACCCAUGGUUCCAGCACUAAGUGCGAAACGUGAAGUGAAGAAACUACGAGACGUAUUUCCAGAACCUCCAGAGAUCUUACUAACUGAAGCUAGGGAAAAGAUAUGUGAAAAGGCUUAUGAGCAAGAGUCAGGCAUACCAACAGAGUCAAAGGACGUUACCCCUGCAGAAAGGAAGGGCACUGUACCUGCAGAGGGGAAGGACUUCAGCUGUACAAAAGAGGAGAAGCCAGAAUUCUCCAAAGAAGAAAAGUCGGUUUUAUUUUAUGGUGGAGCAGCUGUUGUAGCUAUGCUAGCCAUUGUAGUGGGUAUUGUUGUAGUUCUGAGGAGAAAGUAGUACAGCUGUUUAAUGCCAGUUUUAAAAGAGGUACAGGUUAUGUAUGCAGGGGUGUUACCAUAAAUUUAUCUGUAGACCAAGCAUCACUGCUUUCACUCCCUCCCAAGUUAAAUGCCCUUUGUUAUGUGGCACAUGACCUAAGUAUGUAAUUACCACAUACAUUAAAUUUGUAUAUUUGAACACCUUAAUUGAAAGAUUAACCAUUAAGCAUAAUGAGCUGCUCCAGUAAUCCUGCUGUGAUUCCCCUCCACCUCCAUUUGCCUGCUGUACAACUAUGAGCAAGUCGCUUAACCAGACUGUGCCCCCUCCCAAAAGGGACACUGUCCAGCAGGCCUACACACUUAAAUAACUACAGUUAAAAACAAUAGAAAUAUAGAAAUAAAUGUACAUCACUGUAGACCCAUUAACUUCUUUGAUGGCUUACUUGUAAACUUUAAUUAUACAUUUGAAAAUUGAGCAUUUAGUUGAUCAGAUGUUGCAUUAUCCCCUCAGAAAAUUAGUUGAACACUAUGGCUUAUAUGAUGUAUGCCUGGUUAUGUCCCUGCAAAUAUGUAUAGCAUUUUUUUUCCUGUUGUGAUUCAAGAAAGAGAAAUAGUUAAUGAUACUAAGAAAUGUACCAUCUUUACUAGCUGACUGAGUGAUAGUUGGUCUGGAGCAGCUAAGACGUAAGUUAAGGUGGUUUGAAAGAGAAUUAAUGAAUGGCAGUGAUUGUCCUCUUGAAAAUACAGACAUCACUGAAAUCUUAAAAAAAAAAGCUCAACAAACAUGUUAUAGUAUUCAGACGUGUAGCAUAUAUUAUAUGACAGCCUAAAAAACAGGCUGCUGCUGUGUGGCAUAAAUACUUUUAAGAAAUACUGACUGGGCUGGUGGCUGAGGCAAUGCAUUUUUCCUUAGUAACCUUGUAAUAUUAAUGUCUGUACAGAAGUGAUUUGCUUUUCCAUGACCACCAUUGUUUAUUAAAUUACUAUACAUUACAGAGAUGCUGGCUGAGAGGUGUGAUUCUGGGGAGAGGUGCUACAGUGUACUGUAACUGAAGUAUUUUUCCAUGUCAGACUGUUCCCCCUACCCCAUGUUAGAGAUUGAUGAAAAAAUGUUUUAUAGCAUCUUUUGUCAGUCAGGUGACAAUAAAAUAUAUCAAUUUUUUCUUCCUUUUA